This is a messenger RNA of Acipenser ruthenus (sterlet), 7113 nucleotides long. Its product is annotated as cyclin-dependent kinase 13. The coding region runs from base 938 to 5338 and encodes 1466 amino acids. Gene Ontology annotation, biological process: protein phosphorylation; positive regulation of transcription elongation by RNA polymerase II; transcription elongation by RNA polymerase II. Lineage: Eukaryota; Metazoa; Chordata; Actinopteri; Acipenseriformes; Acipenseridae. Gene Ontology annotation, cellular component: nucleus; cyclin/CDK positive transcription elongation factor complex. The record is from RefSeq and is a predicted model, not a curated record. Gene Ontology annotation, molecular function: ATP binding; cyclin-dependent protein serine/threonine kinase activity; RNA polymerase II CTD heptapeptide repeat kinase activity. The transcript is spliced from 14 exons.
UCACAUCUAGCCGGAUGUUCCCGGUAUAGUGUGGAAAGAAGGCAGCCAUGUCGCAGCUCUCAUUCCGUUGUGUCUCCCAAAUGAUUUGUUACAUAUACGAUACUUUAAGCCAUACAACCUAAAUAAAAGCGUCUUAGACUGAAACACUGGAAACGGUUUCAAAUUUAUUUUUGAAAAAAAAAAGUGUUUUUGUUUUUCCUUCCAGUUUUGUGGGAGUUAACUCGUUAUCCGGUGUUUCUUUUAUUCAAGUGACGUAAGAGAGCGACAGAAGACAGUUGUAACCACUAAACUCCCCAGCAACUCUUAACAUUUUUUUUGUAAUUCGGUUACAGUGGGGAAAAAGAAAACAAAGGAUUAUUUUUAUAACAACCUGGGACCUUCUGCUUUACAAACGUAGUUUACACUUGGUUUCUGAAACCAAGAAUAAAACGGUCCUUUAAAAAUGACUUUGUAUUGAAUCUGCCGAAGUGGAGUUGAAACUAAGUGAACUCUGUGCCUGACCGAAGAGAGAGACACUUCCGUGUUGCCGCAGCUUGGAGAGGGAUGGUGGCAGCAGGAGCUGCAGGAAGUUUAUGAACUAAGAAAGCGAUCCUUUCCAUUUGAUUACCUCUCCAAAACUUUCACAACCGGGAUACUGUUUUGUUCUUGUAAUCGAGUACACGGACAUCGUUUGGAAUGCGUUUUUCAAGCCUGUGAUUUCAAUAGUUUUUCAAACUGCCGGCUAUGGAUUAGAAUUGACUGCUUUUUGUUUUAUUUUAUUUAUUUCUGUUUGGUCACGUUGUGGAUAUACAGGACAGCGAGGAUUUAUCUGGUUGGCUCUUCAGCCGGAAUACUGGUGUUGUGUCUAUUAAUUACAUGUCAUUCUUCAUUUGAAUUACACGUAUAACCAGAUCAAUACGGUCAAUACAAAUACCCAGUUGAGCGGGCUGAAUAUUAAAUGCCGAGCUCGGAGGUGGUGCAAGAGGGUCGGGGACGGAGCCCCUCUGAGCACAAAAAGCCCCGGCAGGAGAAGAGAGUUAAAUCGCCAAGCUCCAGUGGAGGAAUAGAGCUAUUCUCUCAGGAUCAGAAACGCCGGGAGAAGAAGCGAUCUUCCUCCUCCCGAAACAAGAAGCGCGAAUACGGCAGGGAACGAGUGCAGCAGUCACUGAAUGAGCCAGGCAGCGAGCGGAGGACCGUGUUUGAGAGAGACGGAGAGCUCAGGACCCUGGUGGAGUAUGACGAUGUCAGCUCCCAGUCGGAGCGUUUCUCGGGGAGUCCCUCUCCCAAGCCUGAGCCGCAUAACCAGCGGCUUCUGUUGCAGAGUCUGAAUGAGGACGAGCCCGGCGGCGACAGGGGGGACGAGCAAGGGAGGAGAUCGAGAAAAGAGCACAGUAACCCAGGCAAGGAGCCCCGCCAACACAGUAGCCGAUCCACAGAGAGGAACAAGCUGGAAAAACAGCACAAGAAGAAGGACAGCCAUCAGAGGGAGGGGGGCCCUUCUAAACCCUGGGCCAGCACCAGUAGUAACAAACAGGCCAGAGAUGGCACCCGUAGCACUGACAGCAACGGGAAGAAAAAGCACAACUUGCCCAUCUCCGUGGACAAAAAGGAAAGGGAGGCAAAACCGCACAAAAGUAAUAAAUCAAAAGCGGAGAAGGAGGCCCCGUCUGCCUACAGGGACACCCCAAAAGCUUACAGGGACGACAGGGAAGAACCCAGGGCCUACAGAAAGAGACAGUCAGUAAGCCCAGGGCACAAGCAGGACAGCCCUUAUGUGACUUACGGCCAGGGCUAUGGGAACCAGUCCCCAGUUAUUGGUGGGUGUUACAACCAGUUUAAUGCUAGAAAGAGCCCUAGUUACAGCAAGAGACGAUCCCCCAGCCCACAUUAUGGUGGCAGAGACUCUGAGAUGUACGCUGCGUACAACAACAUUACGAAGUCGCCUAGCUCGUAUUCCAACAGAAGACAUCGGUCUCCCAGCCCUUACAGCAGACGCAGAUCCCCCAGUUAUAACCGGCACAGCCCGUAUGAACAAGGGGAAAUAACUUCGAGUCCGUACAACAGCAGGCGAAGAUCAAGAAGUCCCUACAGAAAAUCCUACAGCCCGAGCCCCGAUCUCAGAAGAGUAGGGAAGUCGAGGAGCCGCAGCCCCUACUCGGCCCGUCACUCCCGGUCCCGCAGCAGACACCGGCAUUCACGCUCACGCAGCCGCCAAUCUAGCAUCUCCCCCAGCACCCUCACCUUCAAGAGCAGCCUGGCAGCCGAACUCAGCAAACAGAAGAAGGCCAAGGCAGCUGAAGCAGCCCGCACUGUGGCCAAGAACUCCAACGCCUCCACACCUGCUAAAGGGCCUGCUGUAGCCGCCACCCCAGCUGCUGUACCCCAGCCCUCCCUGACAAACCAUGUGAAGGAGCCCAAGAAACUCUGGCUGGACAGGCCUCCCUCCCCACCGCCAGAGAAGCCUGCUAAGGCCAAGGGGCCUUCAACAGAGGGCCAGGUGGAGACUCGGUCCCCUGCCGAUUGGACUAGCAAACGAGCAGCCCCUCCUGUAGCCCCCAGAGAGAACAAAGGGAAGGAAGAGUCUUCCCAGCUGCCCAAGGAAAAGAAGAAACCCCCUGUGUCUGGCAGCCUGGGAGGCAAGGAGAAAGAGAGAACGACAGUGUUGCCCACCUCGACCCUGCCCCCUCUACCUCUGCCCCCUGUGCUACCCGAGGACGUGGAUGCUGAAAGUUCAGCAAAGUCAGCCAAGAAGAAGCCAGAGAAAAAACCUCGCCCAUUACUCAGCGACCUCCCUCUACCACCCGAACUUACAGGAGGAGCUCCUGCUUCCCCAAACAGUCCAGAGGAUAAGAAGCCAGCAGCUCAGCCAGUCAUUAAACGGAGACCAAAAGUUUGUGGGCCUCGGUUUGGUGAAAUAAAAGAGACAGAGAUCGACUGGGGAAAGCGUUGUGUGGACAAGUUUGAAAUCCUUGGAAUAACGGGAGAGGGCACUUAUGGACAAGUCUACAAAGCAAAAGACAAGGAUACAGCUGAAAUGGUGGCGCUGAAGAAAGUGCGAUUAGAUAACGAAAAGGAAGGCUUUCCUAUCACUGCUAUUCGUGAGAUCAAAAUCCUCCGGCAGCUGAACCACAAGAGCAUCAUCAAUAUGAAGGAGAUUGUGACCGACAAGGAGGAUGCACUGGACUUCAAGAAGGACAAAGGUGCUUUUUACCUCGUGUUUGAAUACAUGGACCAUGACCUAAUGGGCCUGCUGGAAUCAGGAUUAGUUCACUUUAAUGAAAGCCACAUAAAAUCAUUCAUGAGACAACUAAUGGAAGGACUGGACUACUGCCACAAGAAAAACUUUUUACACAGAGAUAUCAAGUGUUCAAACAUUUUGCUUAAUAACAGGGGGCAGAUUAAGCUUGCAGAUUUUGGUCUUGCACGACUCUACAAUUCAGAGGAAAGCCGCCCAUACACCAAUAAAGUCAUUACUCUGUGGUAUAGACCACCUGAACUGCUGCUGGGAGAGGAGAGAUACACCCCAGCGAUUGAUGUCUGGAGCUGCGGGUGUAUCCUAGGAGAACUUUUCACAAAGAAGCCUAUUUUUCAAGCAAACCAGGAACUUGCUCAGCUGGAGCUUAUUAGUCGAAUCUGUGGCAGCCCAUGUCCCGCAGUUUGGCCAGAUGUAAUAAAGCUCCCUUAUUUCAACACCAUGAAACCAAAGAAACAGUAUCGGAGACGACUAAGGGAAGAAUUUGCAUUCAUUCCUUCAACUGCAUUAGAUCUUUUUGAUCAUAUGCUUGCAUUGGAUCCUAGCAAACGUUGCACAGCUGAGCAGGCUCUUCAGAGCGAGUUCCUGAAGGAUGUGGAUCCUGUCAAAAUGCCUCCUCCUGACCUCCCUCUAUGGCAGGAUUGCCAUGAGCUCUGGAGCAAAAAACGUAGGCGUCAGAAGCAAAUGCCUGAUGAGAUGACAGCCCCCAAAGUCCCCAGAAAGGAGCUGGCUUUGGGAAUGGAUGACAGCAGGAACAAUACCCCUCAAGGCCUUCAACCUACUCAACAGAAAUCUCAGGGCAGUUCUAGUGUAGGACUAGAUAUUAAAGCCACUGGACCCCAGCUAACCCAGGAUCAACUGGCAAUUCUGCUGAACCUGCUUCAGUCCAAGAACACAGUUAGCAUGGCUCAAUUUGCCCAAGUCAUGAACAUCAAUGUGAACCCAGAGACUUUGCAGCAACUGAACAGCAUGUCCCUACCAGCUGGGAUCCUGGCCUCCACAGAGAAGCCUCAAGAGCCUCAGCCAGUGGUAACCCAGCCUCCUGUCCCCUCGGCCCCACGCACGCCUCCACAGCAAGCCCUGCCUAAGGUGGAGGGGGACGCAGCUCCCACAGCCAUUCAGAGUGCAUUCACAGUUCUACUGGCUCAGCUCCUAAAGGUUCAGCAGAUGCAGAAAAAAGACAGUGUUCCAGUAGAAGGAGAGAUUAACAGUGGAAAUGAUGUGCCCCCAGAGCCCAGGCAGCCCCCGGAGCCCAGGCAGCCCCCGGAGCCCAGCCCCUCACCUUCACCAGGUUUGGCCGAUAAUGCUGACCUGCAACAUAAUGCCACUGCUCCAGAACCUCCGUUGAUUCUGCCUCCAGACCAGCGUCCCCCAGAGCCUCCAGAACCCCCUCCCACCACAGAGGAUCUGGACUACAGAGGAACCAUGGGCUCUGCUGAUCCCCAUUCAGGAGUGAAGGCAGCCCUGAUGCAACUGAUUGCCCAGCACAGUGUACCAGAGCCAGAGUACCAGCAAGAAAGUUCCUACCAACCGGGCAGUGAGUACAGGGAGAGCUUUGGGAGUUCCUCAUUCUCCGCCAGCAGUUACACCAGUGACGACUUCAGGGGCAGCCACUUAGGGGCAGGGGAGAGAGCCAGCUUCCUGGGCGGCGGCUUACCUCCACACUCAUUGAGGGAGAUGUUUAGUAGUGGAGCUACAACUCACACUGGUGGUGUCGGCAGGCCACAUACCCCAGGCUACCCAGAGUCCUUUUCGAGCUCAGUGGGCAGCAACUAUGGCGACGGCAGCAACUACUCUGGGUGUGGAGGAGGAGGAAGUGGAGGAACCAUGCUAUUUAGUGGGGAUAAGGACCACAGAUUCGAGUACAACCACAGCCCUCUGCCAGUGCUACCAAAUAGCAGUAACCUAGAAAGUACUGGCGCUGCUAGCAUGCCAGGAAACAUCUACAGUUAUAACCAUGGGAUGAGCAGGCAAGAAAACAUGCUUCCUGGGGGUCCUGUGCAUGGGCAGAACUGGGGAUCGCCCUCACAAGGUGGUGCCUACUCGCAGGGCUAUAGGGCACACAUGAACACUUCAACAUUAAGAGGAAGGGGGCUACCAUACUGAUCAAUUCUUGAAGACUGGUAUUAAAAGGCUCUUGGGCACAUUCAAAGCUGGGAUUCUUUGUUUUUUUUUUGGGUUUUUUUUUAACACGGCUUAAUAAUUUACCAGACGUGAAAGACAAUUGUUUUGUUUUUUUAAGAGAGACAGUGAUGCAUAAGAUUUAAAAAGAAAAAAAAAUGCUCAUACCUUUUCAUAUUGUUUUUAAUCAAUUAUACUGCUGUCCUUUUUAAAAUGUUCACAUUUGAGUGUACAUUAUACUAAACCAGGUUAUAAAUUUUAUCUGUCCUUUUAGCUUUUUUUUUUUUUAAUUACUUUGGUCUUGGGCAGAUUAGUAUUAACUGCUGAACCAGGCACCAAAUUUAGGAGAGCAAGCUGGACAGCCUGUGCACAGGAUAUGAGAUUCUAUAGAUUUGGACCAAGCCUAUAAAUCGUACUGAAGGCACUGGAUGUUUUGAUCGCUUCUUUGGGAAAACUACUUUUGUACUGAAAGAUUACUGACAGUCUGUGACCCACUGUCAGUGUUGUUGUGGAUAUUACAAUUGAACUGAAAAAGCCAGGAAUCUUUAUUUAUGUAAACAGAUUUCAUAAAUUCUGUUCUAUAUGUAAACCCUCCCUCCCCUUCUCUGUCCCUUUCCUUUGUAAAAUCAAAUGCUCUGGUAAAAAUGAUCCCUGUUAAAAAAAACAAAUGCUUUUGUACCAAGACAUUUUCUGGCAAAUGUUUAUUAAAGAAAUACCAAAAUAAAUACAUAGUCUUGUUGCUUUUACAAAUCUUCAGAAACUUUAAGCCUCACAUAUUGUAAUUAUUAGGUUAAACAUCUAUAUUGAAUCUAAAAAAACAAACAAAAAACAAAUACUUCAGUAUUACAAAUACAAUAUACUUUUUUGGUUUUGUUAUUUAACUUAUUAGCACAGUUUCCCAAUGAGGUGCUUGAUUUAACUUGAUUAUCUGAAGAAUUAAAAAGAUACAGCUACAUUACAAGUCUAUUUUGUUAGGCUGUGAUGAAGAUUCCUUUUGUAUAGUUUGGUGUGAAUUGACUAUGGUAGGGCAUAUGUCAAACACAACAAACAACUUGAUUUGUAACAAACCAAUGAAAUCGAAAUCAUCAGGGAAAUGAACUUGAAAUGGGCAUACUGUACCCUACAUACUGCUUAUCAAUGCAUUAGCACUCCAUGUGGCCAGUAUUUCCUUAUUGUAACAGUCUUGUCCCUAAUAGCCUAAAUAAUAUGUUAUCUAGUGAUAAUCAUGUGGCUAUCCAUGAAACAGGAUACACUUUAAGUAUCAAAAGCCUGUUUAUUUUUCCUUUUUGGAAAUGCUACAUGCAGGUAUCUGAAUAGAGUUAACAUACAUUUUCACCGCUGUGCUCAAGCACGAAUUCACAAUUCAGUUCGGCUCUGUCAAAGCUACCAAAACAUUCAGGAUUAUCACUGGAUUAUCCUGUGAAACAACUAAAUUGGCCAAGCCUUCAUUUUUUAUUAACAAGCAGGACAUACAAACGAGAUUGCAACAUGUUAAUAAGCGACUAAUCGUUCUGUGUGAUGUGUUUCACUGAAAAUCCCUGUAAAUUAAAUCAAUUUUACUAUUAACACUCAAGGAGAGUAGAAGUUGGCGGAAAACACUGAAAAUCAGAAGCCCUAAUUAUGAUCUAGUUCUGUAUCUAUAUUCUAUUUUUCUGCUAACCAACGAAUCUUGUUUAGUAGACUAAAAAAAAAAAAAAAAAAAUCUUAAGCAACUCGCCAUAAUGUGAACCAAAUGUGCUUAUAAAGCUGCAAUGUGAAAA